Marasmius oreades (fairy-ring Marasmius) is the source of this 1254-nucleotide messenger RNA. RefSeq lists its product as uncharacterized. Lineage: Eukaryota; Fungi; Basidiomycota; Agaricomycetes; Agaricales; Marasmiaceae. The record is from RefSeq and is a predicted model, not a curated record. The transcript is spliced from 14 exons. The coding region runs from base 1 to 1254 and encodes 417 amino acids.
AUGGGAGCGAGGGCCACACGGGUAGCCCUGUACGGUAUUAUCAUCGGAUUGGCUAUCUGCAUCAACAUCGCUGCGGGCUUGACUGAAUUUGACCUAGUAACCGACACUGAGAUUUUCACACGUUUCGGCGCUCCCUCGCCUUUUGGUUCUGGAGUGCGCUUCGGAAUCGUUGCAUGUGUAGUAGCAUUCCUGACGUGGGUAUGGACAAGUGUUCUCAUGGCCUGGAACGAUAAGCCAUAUUCCGAAAGUGGCUUGGCACUCUCCUUGACCCACUUUAUUUCAUUCAUAGUGAUGUCUAUUAUCUGGCUUGCCAUUGCGAUCAUGCAUUUUGUUGAAACAACGGUUCCAUGUCAAGCAUCGUCGGCGUUAGACAAUCCAUGGUUUGAUAGCGAUUACCUUGCGUACAUUUUCUCUGCGUGGUGUGCUGAGGCGUCAGUCGUUGGUGCUCUUUCGUUGGCUAUAUCUAUCUUGUCCGGUGCAACUGCCCUUUUCAUCCUUGUCUCUUCCCGCAAAAUUGGAGGACUUCAAACUAAGUUGGUUGCUCAUGAUGGUGAGAUCAAUCUUCGUGAAAUGAAACACGCCACUAGAGUCCGUACCGCGCUUUACUGUCUUGUUCUGGUUUUUGGUCUGGCAAUUAAUGUCAUGACUCCCUUCUCGAUUAUCGUUACGAUCGUUAGCUCAGAGGAAGGCUUUCUGGUUACGAAUGGUGCUGAUACGGCAUUCGCUGCCAUCGCCUUAAUAUGUUCGCUGUUCACCUGGAUAUGGGCUAGUGUUCUGCUUGCAUACCACCGUCGUAUUUCACCGAAGAAUCCUAUGACACGGGCAUCCGCCCACUGCAUCUCAACGAUGGUACUUGGCACUGUUUGGUUCGUGCUCGGAGUAAUCAUACUUGGCUUCGCUGGUUCCAAUUGCACAAUCGAAACGGACUCUGGUUUCCCGGGGUACUGUUAUUUCAUUCUCCCGGUGGGGGUUUUGUCCUUGUGUUUGUCCGUUCUUCUCGAUUCAGUAUCGUUGUUCAUCCGUGUCCAAAUCAGGCGGGGAGGAGGGUCAAUCUAUAAGAGUCAUGUGGCACAGUUCGAUGGAGGGAGACCCGCAUUAGAAGUCCAGCCGCAGGUACCACCGCUGGGCUAUCAUUACGGUCAUCACACUUCAUUUCCUGUCCUCAACCGGUUACCAGCAAACGAAACGGGUGUCGUGCAGGGCGACUACGCGCACAAAAGGCUAGCGCUAGUACUAUCAUGUUAUACAGCAUAA